AUGGCGGGCAACAAACGCGCAUUGAGCCAAAUUGACAGCAAUACGGCGCCAUCACAGCCACCUUCCAAACAACAAUCGCAGCAACCAGCGGCAGGGAAAGAAAAUGAAGCCAGUCGCUAUGCGGCUAUGAAAAAGCAAGACCUUUCCACCUUGCUCCAGCAACGGAAUUUGCCAUACAGCGGUAACAAGGACGUUCUCGUCCGACGCCUUGAGGAUUCUGAUAGGCUACACACGGCUCCAUCUACCUCGGCGACCGGAGAGAUAUGUCCCGGACCCUUACCGCUGGAUGACAUUCGGGCGGAGAAACGGGCAACUCGUGAUGCGUCUGAAAAAUCCAAUGAGGAGGAAGAUGAACAUGACGGCCAACAGGACAACGGGCUAGAAAGCCAGAAUGAUCAGCGCGAGUCAAUCUGUGGUUUGAAGGGUUGCGUUUGCAAGCGGCCAGCCUCCGAGUUUCCAGGGCAUAAGUGGAUGCUUACGACAAAAGGCUAUCUAUUGGUAGCUCGCUUGCAAUGGGAGUUGAACAUCCGGAACCAAGAUGCUGCUGGAGAACACUUCUACAAUGAUUUCAAUGGGUAUGGCUUCCAAGAGGUGAUGGAGAACCAGUUGGUGUCUUUCAACCGAUUCGCCUGGAUCCUGGAGGACACAUAUGAGUGGUUCAACGUCGACGAUCCGAACACGGUGUUGCACACUCUGAAGCUCAUUGGAGGUGCCGUUUUCACGACGCUGAACUCAUUGGAGAAGAAUGGGUUACUGUGCCCUGAUUCGGCUGUCAAGAAUAUUGCGCUCGUCCUGGGUGUUUUGUACGACAACACUCGCGAUUGGCCAGGUGAUCCAGAACCUCAAUUAGAGUGGCGGGAAGCCAUGAUCAGAGAAGCAUUCCGCCACGGCAUUGAAGUGAAAGGGCAGCCAAAUGGGAUCGAAACAGUGCUCGAGGAGGAUGGCAUAGAUCGGACCCUGCCCAGCGAAGCAGAUUCAAAGUGGAAGAAUUUCAACUGGACCAAAGAGUUCAAGGCUUUCUCCAAGAAACACCGAAAGGGCAGACGAUCGGAGGCCGACACUUCGCUUUGUGACCCGGUUGAGGACGUAACCAGAGCGCACAAAGUCUCUAGUUGCAUGUGA
Fonsecaea nubica is the source of this 1122-nucleotide messenger RNA. RefSeq lists its product as hypothetical. NCBI's taxonomy places the organism in Eukaryota, Fungi, Ascomycota, Eurotiomycetes, Chaetothyriales, Herpotrichiellaceae. The transcript is spliced from 5 exons. The record is from RefSeq and is a predicted model, not a curated record. Bases 1 to 1122 code for a protein of 373 amino acids.